Anopheles arabiensis is the source of this 2355-nucleotide messenger RNA. RefSeq names its product elongation of very long chain fatty acids protein AAEL008004 (gene sit). Bases 950 to 1834 code for a protein of 294 amino acids. The record is from RefSeq and is a predicted model, not a curated record. Gene Ontology annotation, molecular function: fatty acid elongase activity. Lineage: Eukaryota; Metazoa; Arthropoda; Insecta; Diptera; Culicidae. Gene Ontology annotation, cellular component: endoplasmic reticulum membrane. The transcript has 8 exons. Gene Ontology annotation, biological process: sphingolipid biosynthetic process; fatty acid elongation, saturated fatty acid; fatty acid elongation, polyunsaturated fatty acid.
UUUAGUCGCUGCCACGAACGAAUUCGGACGUUUUGUCUUGUCACAUCCAGCCACAGCGUACAGGGCGUCUGGGUGUCUCCUAAAUCAAGGGAUUUGAAGCGAAGCGAACCACCGAAACACUUCAUCUGCUCCAUGUGAACAGUAGUGGACGGAGAGAGGCAUCCGUGUGAUCCGUGUAUGCUGCUUUGCCUAGUGCUCCGGAGCGAUGAAUGUGUUGCCCAGGGGUUCGACUAUGUCAGACUCCUGAGUGAUGUUUGCUGAUUAGUGAACCUAAUAGUGCGUGUUUAGGGUCGGGUCUGACUAGGGAAAAAGCUUCAUCCCUCCUAUCUUCGGUCUCUGUCGGUCCGUGCACACCGUUUGCAUGCGUCGUGCCUAGAGAGUGUAGAGCCUGUGUGCGAAGGAUUCUCACCGUGACAGUGCGUAGUGACUGUUCGGAAAGCGCCCCCGAAAAGUGACAGCAGUUUGUGCCGGCGGGAGGAAACAAAACAUUUGGCAAACAGUGAAAAAGAAACCUUAAAACGGAAACCUUGUUUCUAGUAGGAAGAAAUUCCAGUGAACUGAAGCUGCUGCUGUUGUGUGAUAAAAGAGUGUCCCUAGGUGCGGUGUUGUUCUGUGUUUGAUAGUGAAGCUGCUGAAACACUUCUGCUCCCCCAUCCCAGCAGAACGGGCGUGGGCUAAAGAUUUUGACACAUUGCGAACAGUUGAGAGGUGGAACAGCUGUUCUUAGUUUGUGAUACGACCCCAAAAGACUUUAGACAACCUGGUCAAUGUCAACACUGCCUGCAGGCGUUCACUAGAGCUCCCCAUUUCACACUCAAGUGCUAAACGUGUAGGCUAUCCGGCUCCGGUUGCGGCUUCUAUAGAGCGCGAAACCCGACGGCAUAGUGCUUCUUCUUAUAAGUCUGAAAAAUUGUUCCAAAAAAAAAAAACAUACACCUAAUAACACAAAAUGGCUUCCACAAAUGCAACCACCUCGUCCAACUACUGGGACUUCCUGUUCACCGAGCUGGCCGAUCCGCGGACGAACCACUGGCCGCUGAUCUCGUCCCCGGUGCCCGGUCUCACCAUCAUUGCCAGCUACCUGUACUUUGUGCUCAACUUUGGUCCGAAGUAUAUGGCCAACCGGAAACCGUUCCAGAUGCAGAAGACCCUGGUCGUGUACAACUUCAUUCAGGUGCUAGUCAGUAUAUAUCUGUUCGCGGAGGGUCUGGACGGUGCCUGGCUACGGCACUACAGCUGGAGAUGUCAACCGGUGGACUUCAAUGACAAUCCCGCCGCUAUGAGAGUCGCCCGUGGCUGCUACAUCUACUUCCUGGCCAAAAUCUCCGAGCUACUGGAUACGGUGUUCUUCACGCUGCGGAAGAAAGACAACCAGAUCACCUUCCUGCACCUGUACCACCACACCGUCAUGCCGAUGAUCUCCUGGGGCGCUACCAAGUACUACCCCGGAGGACAUGGUACAUUCAUCGGUGUGAUCAACUCGUUCGUGCAUAUUGUGAUGUACACCUACUACAUGAUGGCCGCCAUGGGACCUCAGUACCAGAAGUACCUCUGGUGGAAGAAGUACAUUACGAACCUGCAGAUGAUCCAGUUCGGUAUGGCAUUCGCGCACUCCGCUCAGCUGCUCUGGACCGACUGUGGCUAUCCGCGCUGGUCCGUCUUCUUCACCCUGCCGAACGCGAUCUUCUUCUACAUGCUGUUCAACGACUUCUACAAGAAAUCGUACGGCUCGAAAAAAGCCCAGCCUACCCCAGUCACUGCCACCGAUAGCGCCUCCACCGUCAAGUCGAUCGAAAACAAUAACUCGCCAAAGGUUGCCAGCAAGGAGCUGUGAGGGAUGUCACCACCAGCUACACACCACAGAUCUUCAACAAGUCUUCAACGUAACCGAAACCCAACACAAACCAAUAGACGACCUAGCGGGCACCAUCACGCCCGAUGGUAAGCUGGCCACCAAUCUGCAUGCAGCAGCUACACCUCGACCACGACUGGUCCGAUAUGUCGCCGCACCGUACCAUUGGACGGAACAGUGUUCCGUGUUGCUCAAACCGUACCUUGAACGUACCCAUGAUGACUAGUGUUGCGUACCAGGUGGCCCAUGGUUUCCAGUCUUUCUAUUGCGCGUGAGGGCGUGCACAGCAGCGGGUGGCUUACUGAUAGAAUCCUGCGGCGAGGGAGAGACCAUCCUAUGGGAGAAUUGCUCAAAAACAACAAAAGAAAGGGGAAACAUGGGGCGCAUGGGACAAGUGAUCGAUUCCGAAAUCAAUAGAAGGUUAGGUAGCGAUCUAGGGUAAUCUUAGCCAGUAAGUCUACUUCGUUUUAUAAAGCAAAAUAAAUUAAUGAUACAACCUGAAA